Messenger RNA from Medicago truncatula (barrel medic), 979 nucleotides. Its product is annotated as ethylene-responsive transcription factor ERF017. Bases 133 to 741 code for a protein of 202 amino acids. Gene Ontology annotation, molecular function: DNA-binding transcription factor activity; DNA binding. Gene Ontology annotation, biological process: regulation of DNA-templated transcription. The transcript has a single exon. NCBI's taxonomy places the organism in Eukaryota, Viridiplantae, Streptophyta, Magnoliopsida, Fabales, Fabaceae. The record is from RefSeq and is a predicted model, not a curated record.
UCUCACUCAACUCUCAAACUCAAACGCAGCCAAAAACAUCAUUCUAUAUCAACAGAUAUUCGGUUCCUCCUUAAACAACAACAACUUUCAGUUCUAACAACAUUUCUGGACGUUUAAAGUGUUUGUGCAAAUAUGGUGAAAUCAAAUGUGGAAAAAACUGCGGUGGAACGAAGUGAUUCUUCAUUGUAUAGAGGAGUAAGGAAGAGGAAAUGGGGAAAGUAUGUGUCUGAAAUCAGACUACCAAACAGCCGCCAAAGAAUAUGGUUAGGUUCUUACGACUCAGCCGUCAAGGCGGCGCGUGCAUUUGAUGCGGCUAUGUUUUGCUUACGUGGCAGUGGUGCUAAGUUUAAUUUUCCUAAUGAUCCUCCGUACAUUGCCGGAGGAAGAUCCAUGACACAUGCUGAGAUUAAGACCGCUGCAGCUUCUUUUGCUAAUUCGGGUCAACCCGAAAAUACUCCGUUUGAAACACCGUCAUCAUCGGAGGGGACUGCAACAACAUUGUUGUCUAUGGAGUUGUUGUCUCCUGCUCUAUCCGAUGUGACGGUUCAGACAGAUUGUAACUCCAAGGAAAACGGGUUAUUUUCGGACAUGUUUUCAGAAACCGGGUCAGGUUACUCUAUGUUUCCGGGUUUUGAUGAUUUUUGUGGCGAUUUCUACGUGCCGGAGAUGUCAGAUUUUGAUUAUGUAGAAGAGAACAUGGAUGGGUUGGUAAUUCCAGACCUGUUCUUGUGGAAUUUCUAAGAAAUGAUAUUCAAGUUGGUCGGGUUGCGGAUAGUUUUAGUAUAUCCGAAACCGCGACAAGAACCCGGGUCCACAUUGGAUCUACGAGUGCCAAUUCUUAUGGGAGAUAGUCCAGUGUCAAUUUAACACUGAUCAUAAAAAAAAUUACCUUAGUAAUUAAAGUUCCAAUUUUGUUCAUAUGAUUCAUGAAACAUUGUAAAGUGAUGUGAUAAUAAUAUAAUGUUUUUUAAUUUGGCCA